Sitophilus oryzae (rice weevil) is the source of this 1799-nucleotide messenger RNA. RefSeq names its product venom carboxylesterase-6-like. The transcript has 10 exons. The record is from RefSeq and is a predicted model, not a curated record. NCBI's taxonomy places the organism in Eukaryota, Metazoa, Arthropoda, Insecta, Coleoptera, Curculionidae. The coding region runs from base 46 to 1755 and encodes 569 amino acids.
GUGAUUCUCCAAAGCACCACAUUAUUCACUGUGACACUGUUCGAAAUGGUUUUUAAAUGUCUUAUAGUGUUUGUGUUGUUUGUUGUGGGGCAUAUUUCAGCUGAGAAUUUAACAAUACAAAUUGCAGAUGGUCAAGUUAAAGGAGUAGAAACAUGGAGUAUUGCCGGUAACACGUAUUAUGCAUUUUACUCCAUUAGAUAUGCCAAAGCUCCCACUGGAAUAUUAAGAUUUCAGGCCCCUGUUCCAGUAGAUCCUUGGACUGACGUGUAUGACGCAACAUAUGAGAAGAAUAUUUGCUACCAGGUAAACGUAGACUCUUCGGAUGAAGAUGAAGACUGCUUAACAUUGAGUGUCUACACACCUAUCAAUCCAUUAAACGAUGAUAAUGAAAAAUAUCCAGUAAUGGUCUACAUACACGGAGGUGGAUUUUAUUGGGGAUCUGGUCAGACCAAAAGUUAUACGGGUGGGAUUGGACCUGGUUAUCUAAUGGACAGCAAAGUCGUUAUGGUCAGCAUUAAUUACAGAUUGGGACCAUUCGGUUUCUUCUCAACUGGUGACACAGUUAUUCCUGGAAAUGCCGGACUAAAAGACCAGACUUUAGCUUUGAAAUGGGUACAAAAUAAUAUUGCAUAUUUUGGAGGAGAUACCAGCAAAGUUACCAUUUUUGGAGAGUCUGCUGGGGGAGCUUCCGUAGCAUAUCAACUUUUGAGUGCUAGUUCCAAAGGUUUAUAUACUGCAGCGAUACUGGAAUCUGGAACGGCCCUGUGCCCAUGGGCUUUUCAAAGGAACCAAACCGAAAUCACCUAUAAAACGGCUAGUUUCAUCGAUUCCCAAUUCGAUGAGAACAGAGACUCUCAACAGCUUCUGUCCUACCUACAAACCGUAGACGCUAAAGCUAUUGAUGAUGCGUCAAGAAACUAUACCGACUGGGCUGAACCUUAUGUUGAGCCUGGUGUGACUGGCAUCCUCAACGGACAAUUACAACAAGGAUUUUUCUAUGCGCCCGUAGUCGAAGUUGUCCACGAUGGAGCCUUUCUAAUUACUAAUCCCUACGAAGCUUUUGCAUCCGGAAGUUUUAAUCAAGUUCCGAUUUUAAUUGGAACUUGUUCGGAGGAAGGAUUAAUGAGUUACGACACUCAUCUUCAAUACACCUUAUCAAUGUACGAUCUUGAUCAUGCACUGCUAGUACCUCAAGGUAUGCAUGUGGCAGAUGACCAAACGAAAUCCAAGAUUGGAGAUGAAAUAAAAAAUAUCUAUUCACCCAAUGGCGAUAUGCAGGACAACUUACUUAGUGGUAUUCAAUACUACACAGACCAAAAUUUCCAGAAAUCGCUAAUUAGCCAUGCCGAAUUACAAUCUCAGUAUACAGAUGUUUAUUUUUAUAUAUUUUCGUAUUCUGGAGACAUGGGAGGAAAUAGUGAUCACCGAUAUCCAGGUUCUGGAAAUGUAACUCACACAGAAGAAGGGAAUUACAUAUUUGAAAGAAACAACCCCAAAAAUUUUCCUGUAGAUGACCAACUAGUUCACGAACGUAUAGUAAGAUUAUGGGUUAAUUUUGCAUACUACAAGAAUCCAACUCCUUCUGAAGAUUCGAUUUUACAGAACGUGACUUGGCCUUUGGUUACUGAAUCGAAUUUUCAAUACCUGGAUAUCGGUGAAAAUGUGCAGAUACUAAAGGAUCCCAAGAAGGAAAAAUAUAGUUUCUGGAAAGAUCUUUACGAAACCUAUGGAGUUAGACCAUACGAAACAUAUUAGAAUGUCAAUAAGAACUAAAUAUACAAUAAAUAAAAUAAUAAUUU